Coffea eugenioides is the source of this 1416-nucleotide messenger RNA. RefSeq lists its product as uncharacterized. The coding region runs from base 1 to 1416 and encodes 471 amino acids. The record is from RefSeq and is a predicted model, not a curated record. The transcript has 2 exons. Lineage: Eukaryota; Viridiplantae; Streptophyta; Magnoliopsida; Gentianales; Rubiaceae.
AUGGCUCAGUUCCAGCAGGACACCAGAGCAGACAUGAAAGAUAUGGAGGUUCGAAUAAGCCAAAUGGCAACUGCCAUCAAUCGCCUGGAAUCCCAUGCUCAUGGGAAAUUGCCAUCGCAACCCGAGGUAAAUCUCAGGAAUGUGAGUGCCAUGACACUGAGGAGUGGCAAGGAAUUGGAGGAAUCUAAAGUGGAGAAUGCGAAAAGCAAAAGCGAGGAGGAAAUAGAAAAAGAAAUUGAAGAGGAAGGACGCAUUCGCGAGGAUCCUAAGAUAUCGAAGUACGCCAAGUUUUUGAAAGAUUUGUGCACCCACAAAAGGAAGCUAAGGGGUGACGAAAGAGUAGCGGUGGGAGAAAACGUGUCAUCUAUACUCCAAAAGAAACUCCCACCAAAUUGUGGAGACCCAGGUAUGUUCACCAUUCCCUACAAAAUAGGAGGUACCCCAAUUAGGAAAGCGAUGUUGGAUUUGGGGGCGUCAAUUAAUGUUAUGCCUAAGACAAUUUAUGUCUCCUUUAAUCUUGGGCCAUUAAAAGGCACGGAUAUUAUAAUCCAACUAGCAGACCGUACCAACGCUUACCCAGAGGGGUUAGUUGAAGAUGCUUUGGUACAGGUCAAUGAGUUAGUCUUUCCUACAAAUUUUUAUGUCCUAGAUAUGGGGGAUGAGAGGUCAUUAAAUCCGUCACCUAUUUUGCUAGGUAGACCAUUUUUAAGCACUGCUAGGACAAAAAUAGAUGUGAAUGAGGGUACUUUGUCGAUAGAGUUUGAUGGUGAAAUUGUAAAUUUCAAUAUCUUUGAUGCGAUGAAAUACCCGGAUGAGGCUAACUCUGUUUUUGCUUUGAGUGUUAUUGAACCCCUUAUACAGGACACAUUUGAAUUGGAUGGGGAUGAUGCACUGGCAGUGGCAUUGGCCAGACAUCUUGAGAUGGGAGCAACUCUUGAUGUAGAAAUAAGUGAUGAGUUAUACCGAGCAGUUGAAGCACUGCAUUCGCUCCCAUCACUUUCUCCAAGGUAUGAGCUUACUUUUCUCUUUAUAUCGGAAACUCAGGCGAAAUUGUUGCCUUCUGUUGUGCAGGCACCUGAGUUGGAGCUCAAGCCUCUCCCAAAGCACUUGAAGUAUGCAUUUCUCGGAGACAAUGAGACGCUACCAGUCAUCAUAUCUUCUCACCUGUCACCAAGGCAAGAAGACAACCUUAUUCGUCUUCUUCGAGAUCAUAAGGAGGCGAUUGGGUGGAGCAUAGCAGACAUCAAGGGAAUUAGCCCCUCCUUGUGCAUGCAUCGGAUCCGGCUUGAGGAUGAUGCAAAGCCGGUAAGACAGGCGCAACAGAUAUUGAACCUACUAAUGAUGGAAGUGGUAAAGAAGGAUAUACUUAAACUACUGGAAGUAGGAAUCAUUUUCGCCAUCUCAGACAGUCCAUGA